CGCGUCAGCCUGGUCACCUGUAUGACCGGAUAUAUAUAUGAUAUUCAAUGUAACCCAGAAGACCAUUGAGCCCGCACUACUGACCAGAACAAUUCACAGUUCUGGAGUCGCCAAUUUUCGAAACUACCAUGAGUUCCUGCGCCAAUUGUGGCUCUGCCGCUCCUGCUGGUAUCACUCUCAAAAGAUGUGGUGGCUGCACACAAGCAUCAUACUGCUCCCGAGACUGCCAAAAGACCCACUGGAAAUCGCACAAGACUUUUUGCAAGCAGCAACAGCAGAAGCCCCAAGCCGAAGAAGAAGAAGAUGAAGAAGACCAAGAAGAAGAUGAAGAAGAAGAUGAAGAAGAAGAUGAAGAAGAAGAAGAAGAUGAAGACGAUUACUCCGAGGACGAGGAUGAAGACGAGGAAGAUCCCCGCAGACCUCUUACUUUCCUCUCUGCUGCGCCGUUUCCUGGGUUGAACCUCUCUAUCGAUGGAUCUCCUGUACAGAUCGUCGACUUGAGCAACUUUGACGAGGAUGUCGACCAUACCAAACUUACUGCUGCACAAGGAGCUGCGACGGUCCUCUACAACUGGCAUCCGAAUGCCCUUCGCGCCUUCCUCGAUGUCGAGAAGUACCCGCACAUGGAUUUCAUUAUUCAUGAGCCUCGAUUUGGAACCUCUACUCACUUCAUCACGCGCCAUGAGAGAUCAAUUAUGAUGGGUUGUGUGACCAAGGAUCAGGAAUGGGAGAUUCAGUGCAAUUUCGGAAUGCCCAAGUCUGGUAGAUGGGUACCCCAAAUUGCACUGUCUUGGGGUGAUGGUGUUGGAAACUCAGAAGCUAUUACCAGUCUGGGUCGUUACUGGGCUCGGGAUCAAUUUUUCCAGAAGCGAUGGAAACCUUUCAAGGAUCGUACGUUUGAGUUGCUCAUAGGUGUGAAGCGCAAAGCCACGGAUCCGAAUUCGCUAUACUGAGUUCUCUCUACUGUCCCUGUCCGUACUUGAUACCUCCGGGGAAGGCGUCGUAGCACUUGUCGAGGUGGACGGGGUAUCGUUCAGGACCGUGGUAGUACUCGGUGCAAGGUUGGCAGCAAUUACUCUGGUAGUAGUCCACAGCAGGGGCAGUCGUCUCGACCAACCUGAACUUGAUAGGGACACAACCAGGAAAUUUAUAGGCGGCAGCCUUGUCCCAUAGAGGCUGGA
Messenger RNA from Aureobasidium pullulans EXF-150, 1181 nucleotides. Its product is annotated as zf-MYND-domain-containing protein. Lineage: Eukaryota; Fungi; Ascomycota; Dothideomycetes; Dothideales; Saccotheciaceae. The record is from RefSeq and is a predicted model, not a curated record. Bases 129 to 953 code for a protein of 274 amino acids. The transcript is spliced from 2 exons.